This is a messenger RNA of Anopheles moucheti, 4417 nucleotides long. RefSeq lists its product as uncharacterized. NCBI's taxonomy places the organism in Eukaryota, Metazoa, Arthropoda, Insecta, Diptera, Culicidae. Gene Ontology annotation, cellular component: endoplasmic reticulum tubular network; cytoplasmic microtubule; endoplasmic reticulum membrane. Gene Ontology annotation, biological process: endoplasmic reticulum tubular network organization. The coding region runs from base 1 to 2976 and encodes 991 amino acids. Gene Ontology annotation, molecular function: microtubule binding. The record is from RefSeq and is a predicted model, not a curated record. The transcript is spliced from 7 exons.
AUGCACAGAAAGCAGCAACGGGUCGAACAGCAGUCGCCCGGUUACAUCCCUCAGACCCAGGACGGUCUGAACAAUGUUAGCGAUCUCAUAAGCAAGUUCGAGGUACGCAACUAUCCUAUAAAUAGUGGACUGCUGCCAGAACUAUCGCCGCCCCGGCCGGGAUUCAUUGUCCCGGGUGCGGAGUGCUACGAAGCGUCCUACCGACCGUACGGUGGGUCAGCACGAACCGUGUACCAUCACUAUUCGCCGACCCAUUCACCGCCACUUGGGCAAUCGCGCCGCCGGCUGCCAAACAGUUUGCCGUACGAUCCGAAAUUCAACGAUACAGCCUCACUGAGCGACGGUGGGGAUAGUGUACAGUCGGGCAGGAUGGAUGAUCGGCGGUUUCGGCCACGUCCCGGUGGUGGCCAUUACUACCGGAAUGGUUCACUCUCCUCGUUAAACGAGUCCGAUUACUACGAGGAAGUGUUUGAUGUUGGGGCACGGACGCCACCCACCGGUGGUCGGUACUAUCAACAACAGCAACGUUACGGUGACGGUGCGCUCCUCGAGGAGGUUGAAGAUGCGCCACUAAAUAAGGAACGGGUCACUAGCACCCUCACGCGGUUCGGUGCCAUACUGCAGAUGCUGUCCCGGAUCCCGUUUCCCCGGAUGUCCGUCACCGGCAUGGGGCUUUGCUCGCUCGUCGCCAUCUUCUUCUGUCCGCGUGCGAUCGGUUCGAAUAUAUUGUUUCCCGGUUUCAGACUACUGUUCGGUACGCUGUACCCGGCCUACGCCUCGUACAAGGCCGUACGAACGAAGAACGUCAAGGAGUAUGUCAAAUGGAUGAUGUACUGGAUUGUGUUCGCCUUCUUCACCUUUAUCGAAACGUUCACCGACAUACUGCUGUCCUGGUUUCCGUUCUAUUACGAAAUAAAGGUGAUCGUCGUGCUGUGGCUACUGUCACCGGCUACCCGCGGUAGCUCGACACUGUACCGCAAGUUUGUUCACCCGAUGCUAACGCGCCGAGAACAGGAAAUCGAUGACUACAUCAAUCAAGCCAAAGAGAAGGGUUACACCGCCGUGCUGCAGCUGGGCUCGAAGGGUGUUAACUAUGCCACCAACGUUAUCAUGCAGACGGCCAUCAAAGGUGGAGGUGGACUGGUGCAAACGCUGCGCAAGAGCUACAGCCUGAGUGAUCUCUCCGAACCGGACACCCAGCGGACGCAGGAUGAGGUUGACGAGAUCGUGAACCGACCGCAGCGCGUGUUACGCUCGAAGAGCUCCCGGUCGUCGUCCGGCAACCGCCAGAUGGAGAUGUACUUUCCCGAGGUGGAAAUAGCCGGUGCGCCGUAUCAUGCGACCGCUGCACCACCUUACAACUACAUCCGCUCAUCGGACGAUAUAAGCUCCGGUUACUCGAGUGCCGAACCGGGUCUAAGCCGAACGGCUUCAAUGAGCAACACUGCGCGCCCGAGACUGAAAUCAAAAACGCGCGAGGAUCAGGAUGAGUACGGUGCGGAUAUAUUUUACGACGAGCAGGACCUUUUGUAUGCUGCCAACAACCGUGGAGCCAUUCGGGCAGGUGAUUCCACCCCCCAGCGGGCUAGCAUCUAUGAACUGCACGCUGGUGGUGUUAGCUCAUUACCAGCCAUUACUCAGGCGGAACAUACGGUGGAAUCAGCAUCACCAUUACCGAUUUAUUCUAGCGGUACACAAGCGGUUCAGCGCGUAGAUCCCAUUGGGAAUGUUCCGGCUGAAAUGAAUGAUAAAUAUAAGCUAUUCCUAGCAUGGAUGGAGGAGCAACAAAAACGCGGAAAGGAAGUUGAACCCGAAAGCACGGGAAUGGUAUCUUCAAAUGAAGAAAAUAACGAGAGCAGCAAUAUGCUUCAGCGAGAACAAGAAACUCGCGGACACGGAAAUGAACGACCUUUAAUCGAAGAACAAGAACUAGUUGCUUCUGUGAAGCAGGAAGAAUUGGAGAGGAGUAGCACCAUCGAACCAAUACCAACAACGGAAGAUAUCGUCACUAGUGUGGAACCAGUAAUGCAGGAGGAGGCUAUGGAGGAUAACUUUAUGGACACGAUUUCUGUAUCAUCGAACGAGAAUGAUGAGUUUUUGGAAGUUGAAGCCACAUCAGAACCUAUGGAAGAAUUAAAUAAUCAUGAGCAGGCGCAAAAGGAGGAUGCCGUAAAGCAGGAGCCUGUGGAAGAAAUAAAGGAAACACCAGAAAGGGUCACUGCGCCAGAAGAAACAGUAAUAACCGAAUCUAAUGUCAAUUCGGAAGUGGAUAGGGAAUUAAAAAUGACUGAAGAAAGGGUUGAAUUACCUUCCGUUGUAGAGGAAAAGGAACAGCAAGAACAACCGACAGCUACAGAGGAACAGUUCGCUAAGGAUAUCGCAAUGCCGCUGGAAUCAUCCAACCUAAUGGUGGCUGCCUGUUCCAACUCCAACCUUACAUCUUCCAACUCAUCUCUUGCAGUGUCGGAAGGUAGCACCGGUAGUGUCAUUAAUCUGGCUAACGAAGGCACCGCGUCCGUGCAAGCAAAGAAACAUCCAUCCUUUGGCAAGCAGCGUAAAGCACCACCUGUUCCACCACCGCCGGAAAUGAUCGUUAUUCGAGAACCUCCCAAAAUUACUACCACUGUUGCUACUCCUCCCGCUCCAACUCACUCAAACCCUCCGAAUGCGGAAGUUCGGAAUGAAAAAAGGCCAAUGGCUGUGAGCACUCGUACCGGCUCACCAUUGGCCACGGUCGGCGGCGCAACGCAAGCAGCGGAAAAGUCUAAACCGAAAAAGUUUAUGAGCUCCCUGACGGGAAUGUUUAAGGGACACGGAGACACAUCGUCAUCAUCAUCAACGACGCCGAGCAGUCGUUCGAACGAAUCGGCACAGCCACCGGAAAAGAUGUCGGCCAGCUGUACGACGCUGCCCCGCACCAAGAAGCCGGAAAAAGUCACCAAAACACGCUCGAAAACAGAAAAACCAUCAGUUUAAAAUUGCUGUGUGCGUUUCAUUAUUCGAUUCCCCACUACCAUUUUCCCGUUUUCUGAUGUUUCGAGCUUGAUGAUGUCCCUUGUUCGAGUUGUCCCGCAGUAGCUGGUGUUGUAGCAUUACGUACUAAACUUAAAGCGCAUGAAGAAUGUUUGGUUGAAACAUGUUUGUGGACAGAUUCAGGUGCGUAAGUGGAUGUGUUUUUUUGUUGUUGUCAGUGUCCAUCUGGUCAGUAGGUGUAGGCUCUGAUUCUCAUCUAGACAGUAAUGCUCUGUGGCGCUGUAGAAAGGAUGCAGACAGCGACUCGUUUUUACUUUUGUUUUGUUCUACUGCUACAAUUCAAUAACAAGCAUUUAUACAAAAAAGCUAUAUCAUAGUGGAUAACACCACACCACGGGGGGGAUAUAUCGGGGCGCGCACAUGCAAAUGGAUGCCAAAACAUGUGACACAUGUGUGUGUGUGUGUGGAUGAUUGGAAAUUGUUUGUGAGAUGGAUACGAAUUGUAGGUUAAAUGAGACGACGUGAGACAGAUAGCGUUUACGCGCACAAACAGGCCAGAUAUUAUAAUAUUCGAUAAUUGUGGUAUCGAAACCUUGCUCGUAAUAUUUUCAUUACUUUUUACAUAAAUUGCGGAACGUGCAAGUGGUAAAAUCUCUUCCCGUUUUAAGCCUUCACAUUGCUUCAUUUCGUUCCUUUUAAAACUUUCAUAUGGAAACGCUGUUAGCUAAUAAUGCACAAACGAACGUAUGAGCUUAACGAUUGAAGUAUCGUUUCGUUAUUUAAUUGUACGUUUGCACCAAUAUACUACAUAUCUGGUAAUAAGUAGCUAGUUUCUUUAUCAUUGGGGUACUGUUUUUUCUUUUGUUACAUUUCUCUGCAAAUGUAAACUUUUGUUCAAAUGGAAUGAUACCAGUGCCGAAUGAUGAUAAGCCAUGGAAAGAUGAUAUAAUAGGAUAGGGAGUUUUGAAGGUUAGAAAGUAAUGAAUAAGUGAUAAUAAAUAUGUCAUCACGUUUAGAUAGUGCAAUCGAACGAGAAAAAGGACGAAAAACUGGCACGCGCACCGAUGUGUGUGUACUAUCGGAGAUAAAAGCAGAAAUAAGCCAUUUCCUUCAAUGGUUUUUUUGUGAAAUUAGCUGCGCACAGGGCAGAGCAGAGUAAAAGCAGUUUAGCAAAUUGUGCACAACGUAGGAGAGAGAGAAAGAGAAAGAGAGAAAGAGAGAGGAAGUGGAUUAAGCCAACAAAUCCACCACCUGUAGAGUACGGUAGGACUGUUGAUGGGCAAUAUUACACAUCUUAAAGGCAUAGAGAGAUAGCUUGGUGUUAGGAAAUUCCUUUCCACACUCCACCCCCCGCCCAAAAUGCUCUCCACUUAAAUCUAUCUGCCCGUAAUCUGGUGAUAAGAGUUACUACGCUCAAUAACUGGCCAAUAAAAUAUGGAAAAUU